Molecule: messenger RNA, 1885 nt
Organism: Anopheles coluzzii
Lineage: Eukaryota; Metazoa; Arthropoda; Insecta; Diptera; Culicidae
Exons: 3
Coding region: 236-1768 (510 amino acids)
Source: RefSeq, a predicted model, not a curated record
UCUUGCAGCGAAUUCACCGCCAAAACGCUACCACACCUCUUCGCCCGUAUGCGGUGUGCGCGUCUGGCACGAGCUGGAAACACUUGUGGAUACGCCGUUAUCACUACAGUUGAUUCGUCAGCACCGUUAGCGCGUUUCACAGCACACGGAAACCCGCAGGAACGAGCCUGUUCUCGAGCCAUCAUCAAACUUUGCGCAAUUUCACGUCCGUUUGCGUGAUUGUUGCGCCGCAAACAUGCUGCUAAAAUCGGCACUACUACCGGUGCUGCUGCUCCUCGGUGCGCUGCAGCGCAUCGAAGCAGAGCCACGGCCCGAUUUCGCCAUCAAGGCCACCAUCUCAGGCACGGGGAACGUGGUGAAGAACUCCGGCAAAGUGAGCGCAUCGUUCGAUCUGGUCGAUAACCUGAACCUAACGCUCACGAGCGGCUACAACCUGCUGAACGAUAUGAAGGCGGCCGUUCUGUACAUCGGCAGCAAUGUAACGGCAGCCGGUAUGACAUUUACCACCGCCCUCAACACGCUAGCCGCGGACCGAUCGAACAACGUGAACGGUACGUUCGCUCCCGUAUACCAGGCCAUCACCGCAAUGCGCACACUGCUGCAGACCGGGUUUACCGAUCAGUUCGCCGCCCUGUCGAAGCAGGGCCCGUUCAUCACGAAGCAGUUCAACGACGCGUUCCGCUCCAUUCUCGAUCGGUUGACCCUGUUCACCGGUGCGCUCGAUCGGAUGAAGACGGGCGUUACGUCGGCACGGGACGCAGCCGGCAACCCGCCGAACGGCAUCUCCUCCGACAAUCUGGCCCGGUACGUGCCGCUAAAGCUGUCGAUCGAUCUGCAGGACGCACUGUCGCGCCUGAACGCCGACAUACCGCUCGUCACGUACAUCGUGGAGGAAACGCAGCGGCGCCUUAGCACGGCCGAUACGUUCGUCGAUCAGAUGCGCACCGAGGGCCAUACGAUGGUGAAUGACGCAAAGAGCUCGAAGGACGUGCUGCUGAGCGACGUCGACACGAUCAGCACGAACGUGAUGGACGCGGUGGACAAUCGCGUGGUGCCGGUGUACAACGAGCAGGUGGCCGCGCUGGCUACGGUGCAGACCGCGCUGCAGGCAAUCACCACGUACGGGGACGAUCUGCAGCCAGCACUCGACAGUCUGGCGGCAGUGCUGGACGCGAACGGUACCAGUGCGCUAACGGCCGACAUCGAUGCAAGGUUCACUGCGUACCAAACCGGCGUCAACGCGUCGGUCGCCAACUCAUCGUCCGUGGAGCAGUUCAUGGUCGGCGAAACCUGCGUCGGUCUGCGCAGCGUGGUCGAAGCGCUUGUGGCCAGUUCGCCGUACUCCAAGUUUUGCUACAGCAAAUUCUCGCCCCAAAUCUUCAACCAGUUUGCGCUGUCGUACUAUACUGUUUCCGAAUGCUACGACUUUGAGGUGUUCCGGCUGUACCAGCUGCAGGAUCUGAUGUCGCUCGUCGUCACCAUGAUCAUCUACGACGUGGAGGAUCUCGGGGCAGCGAUCACUAUUUGCGCACCGCUAACGGAUGGUGCACCGUGCCUAACGAUGAUUGGCCCAUACUAUGAAACGCUGGCAACCACCAUAGGCCAAAAGCAAGCCUACAUACUGAGCUUCAUCCAGGAGGAAACCAAGUUCAGCUUGCAGCGACUGAGUUCGUGCGUCGUUGCAGCAAAGUACACAACGAUCAUUUCAGUUGCCGCCACCGUCUCGAAUCUGAACAGCUGCAUCCUCACCGGACCGGUGGCUGUUUAGAACCAUGCGUCGCCGUUAUGAAGUUCCUAUUGCGUAUCGGUUUGAAUUAGAACGAUCUGAAACAGAAAAAAACGCAAAUAAAAAACAAAACUAUUACAAUCCCAAACAGAGCAUCAG